AAGACACUCCACUGCUGUUGCCUAGCUUACCACCUUUGCUAGCUAGUGUUUUCGUGGGAAAAAACACGAAAAAGAGGUAACGAGCUGCUCUCGCAUUCAUCAUGAAAUGCAGGCAGCUACGAUGGAUCCAGCGGAUGAGCCCCCAUCGAUGCUGUGGGGACAGGACCCAAUCUUUUCUGCCUUCGCCAGGCUGUUUGUCAGAGACAUUCUGCAGAUGACAGAGUCCACACAGGUUCCAGGUAUCUACUUCUACAACUUACAUCCAAUCUACAAAGUUGAUGUGCUUGGGACAGUGGUUUACAAGAGAGAAAGAGAGGACUUCUUCUGUUAUGGAGUGGAUGAUGGUACUGGUGUCAUAAACUGCCUAUGCUGGAAAAAUGACCUAUUGAAAGAGAAGGGGGAUCCUACUAAAUGGAGAAAGCACAGUGAUGGGGCUCAGGGAGGCUUCAACCCAGUCGCUGAGCUGGAGAAGCUGAGACAGGCCCAGCAGAGUCGCUGCCGCCUGGAGAUCGGAGAGCUGAUCCGAGUCAGAGGACCGGUGAAGACGUCGAGACAACAGAGAGAAAUCAUGGCCGGCACCUACUAUAAAGUCAACGACCCCAUGAUGGCGGUGCAGAUAGCGUGGAUGAUGGAGGUUCCUCAGCUCUACAGACAGUGCUAUGACAGAGCUUUCCGGCUGCAGUCUGUUGCAACGAGUGACUCAGACAUCAGUUCGCUCAGCAAGGCAAAGAAUAUCAUCAGGGAUUUCUUUAAGCAGAAGUCGGUGACCAGAUUCAGACCCUAUGAUGUUCAGGAUCUCCUGCAGCCUCUGAUCUCCAGCCAGCCUCAAACAGCAUCAGCAGACCAGGAGCCCGUGGCGGGUCCUUCUGCCUGCCAGCAGCUACGCCAGCUUCUGAAGGAGGCCCUGCAGACAUUACAGGACGAGGGUACAGUGUACCGCAAGGUCAUAUCCCAGGAUGAAGUCUAUCAUGUUACUGCACAUGACAAAGAUCUACUCAUAGCUGUCAAAGACAUUAUCAGGGAGGACUCAAAGAGAGAAAAGUAUGCGGAGAAGGGUUGCCACAUCCUGCACAUCCUGUCUGCAGUCAGGCAGCGCUACAGCAUCAACAUCAGCAAGGCGGCACUGGAGCUGGUCCUCAAAUCACUGGAGUGCAACAGUGACAUCGUCAGCACCAGCGAAAACCAUUACAUUGCGUUUUAACUUGAGCGCAGUGGGCUCUGGAACCCGGUUUUACUGCGUGUGCCAUGUGUAGUAUGGCUUAUUGCUCCAAAGUGUGAGCGCCCAAUAUGUUGGAGGGGAUCAUGCCAUUUCUAUUCCUUUGAGCAACAUCUUGUCAACAACAUGCCUAAGAAAAUGGACAUGAGGGAAGCUUUCAGGACCACUGUGCUCUCUACUGUUGUAAAUAUGGAAGAUAGCAGAAAUUUGUAAAUAAAUACAAAAUGAAUAAUGGACAAGGCAAUAAAGAUAAAGCUCAUGCAUUAUUGGAUUAUUCUGUGAGGGGGGCCUGUGGCAAAAAUGAGCCCCUGGGUCAUCCUUAUCAAACUGAUGCCUGCGACUGGCUGGCUAGACAAAUGACACUACAUGAGAUAGACAUGAGAGAUAGACAUUAGAGAAAAUUAGCAUGAAUAAUUAUACUAGUUAUGAUUAUUAUUAUGUCUGUCACCAUCAUUAAAUCAUGCUGCUAAUAUGCAACAUGCACCAAAAUGUGGUUGACACAAAGAAGAUAUGUUACUCAUAUCAAGUGUGUCACAUCAUGCAUUUCUGUCAGAGGUUAGGCCCCUGAUGCUUCAAACUGUUGGUUACUACAUUUCCCACAAUGCAACUUAAGAGCGUUUGUCUUUAGACUUCCCCUGACUGGUAAGCACUCAAGCCUUUCAAACUCCACGCCCAGGUUUGUCAUAGUGUCCAAGUCUGGGUCGCGAUAUCAUCAUCCUCAUCAUCAGGGUGUUUUUUCUUAGACUUUAGAGGGCCCCCUGCGGAGCUACUCAAAC
Chelmon rostratus (copperband butterflyfish) is the source of this 1992-nucleotide messenger RNA. It is a transcript of the gene stn1, whose product is annotated as STN1 subunit of CST complex. Gene Ontology annotation, biological process: telomere capping; DNA replication; nucleotide-excision repair. Gene Ontology annotation, molecular function: single-stranded telomeric DNA binding. Gene Ontology annotation, cellular component: CST complex; chromosome, telomeric region; site of double-strand break. The record is from RefSeq and is a predicted model, not a curated record. Bases 107 to 1201 code for a protein of 364 amino acids. The transcript has 9 exons. NCBI's taxonomy places the organism in Eukaryota, Metazoa, Chordata, Actinopteri, Chaetodontiformes, Chaetodontidae.